Symbiodinium sp. CCMP2456 is the source of this 657-nucleotide messenger RNA. The record is from the annotation of a GenBank genome assembly. NCBI's taxonomy places the organism in Eukaryota, Dinophyceae, Suessiales, Symbiodiniaceae.
GCUCUUCGAGUCCGUCCAUGAUGUCCAAAGUCGACAGUGCUUGGCGGUCGAUGCGGCCGCCCGUGAUGCGCAGAGACGGGGCUACGAUUGGUUGCUCCACAUUGACUCGGACGAAGCGCUGCAUUUGCCAAAGCAUGUAGAUGCAAGAGGCUUCUUUGCCGAGUUGCCGGCUGACGUGGACCAGGUGGUGUUCAACAACUUGGAGGCAGUUCCCGAGUCUUUCGACAUCGACGACUGGUUCAAGGAUGUGAGCCUUUUCAAAGUGCACCAAAAUCUUCUUCGGGACACCACGGAUGCCUCGAGCAGCAAGAAGUAUCUCGAGAAGCUGGAGAGGUGGAGGCAGCGCCAGAUCGCCAAAGGAACGGACCCGGAGGACAUUCGAACGAACCGAAGCUUCGACAGCGCGCUGCUGCCGGUGCGGAUCGCCAGGCGAAGGGCCGUUCAAGAGCUCCGCAUCGUGCUGCCCCCUGUGGAGGAGGGAGAUGAAGAGCCUUUCGACUCCGACGAGGAGCCGAGUCGGGGAGCCAAGAAGGCCGAGUUCGAGGACUUGCCCUGCUACUUCGUGGCCUAUGGAAACGGGAAGGCUGCAUGCCGCUUGAGAUCUCCACCGCCCCUGCCGGUGGGCGUGCAUCGAUUCGGAUCAGAUAGCAACGAGAG